This is a messenger RNA of Solenopsis invicta (red fire ant), 12856 nucleotides long. RefSeq lists its product as uncharacterized. The record is from RefSeq and is a predicted model, not a curated record. Gene Ontology annotation, molecular function: ATP hydrolysis activity; lipid carrier activity; ABC-type transporter activity. Lineage: Eukaryota; Metazoa; Arthropoda; Insecta; Hymenoptera; Formicidae. Gene Ontology annotation, biological process: transmembrane transport; lipid transport. Gene Ontology annotation, cellular component: intracellular membrane-bounded organelle; membrane.
GCAUGAACGUCGGUCAUCAUCUCCGCCGGCCGCCGCCGCCGCCGCCGCUGCCGAGAGGAGAGUAGCUCCGGAGAAAAAAAAAAAACGCGAAACAAGAAAACAAGCCGGGACAAGUUCGCUUUCGUUCGUCGGAUCCGUGUGAGUUUUGCGUGCUGACCGCAACGGGCAAUUCGCCGGUGCAUCCUCGGGUGCAUCUCGCCGAAGCGAGUUGUUCUCCAGUUCCCCAUUAUUUGGAGUGAGCGCGCGCGCGUGCGCGUGUACAAACGCAAUGUGCUUCGUAAGGGUUCACGAACUUCGCGGGGAUCGUUGAUCGUGGAUCUGUGCUUGCGCGAUCACGCAAUUGACCGUGAUUUAUGCGAUCCGAUCGAUCGCGGGGUUCAAUAAGGAUAAAUCGGAUCACCGAUACUUAUUCAGCUUCUUAUAGACUUAUAGCGAAACGCGGAGAGCAAGCUGAUCUAGCCGUUUCAAGGUUCGUUAAGCAUCUCACAGCUGAUCUCCAUCAAAGAUGAGGAUCGAUCAGCUCGGGCUUCUUCUUUGGAAGAACUAUGUCGUUAGGAAACGGCAGCCAGGAAUUCUGGCCCUGAUCUUUUUAUGGCCAGUAUUGGUUUUCAUGAUUGUCUACACGGUGAGCGAUAAUACCGAUCUGGAUUAUCAUCCAACAUGUCAGUUUCCCGCGAGGUCGAUGCCGCAAGACGGAUUCCUGCCUUUCGUACAGAGUUACAUAUGCAGCGUUGGAAAUCCCUGCGAUCCGUUGUCGGAGUACGAGGAGGUACCCUCGUACAAAAACUCCACUUUAGGUCCUUUAAUCGUGGAACUGCAACCGAUGCUCAAUAACAAGACGAUUAUCUCCGCCGUGGAAACAUUGCCGCAGAGUAUCCAACUGUUGAAGUCAAUGGCGCAAAUACUCACCAAGCCGGAAAUCAAGGCGCUUUUCGACAGGGGAAUCCGUUUGGGCGACUUGUUUAACAAUCACGAGCAAAUUAAGAAUUUACUCAGGAAACAUAUGCCGGGAGCGAGAGAAGGCUUGAUUGACGGUUUAUUCGAGUCAUCCGUGAAAUUAAUAUACUUAAUCAAAACUUUUGGCUCGUCUAACAUCGACGGCGUCAUUUGUUCUCCGGAAAGUCUGAAGAACUAUUUGAUUCUACCUGAAGAGGAGGACAUUACGGAGAUUUCAAACGCUCUUUGCAAAAUCGAUCCGCUAGCGAUCCCCGAUAUUUUGGAAAAUCUCUCGUCACACCUGGACUUCACCGGUUUACUGGAGAUGGUCGAUCGCGCGAUGGCGAAAUUUCGCGAGUACAAUUUUUUCCAGGAUCUGAAACGAGCGGCGGAGACCAUUCUCGAUUUGAAGACAUCCAGGAAGUACAUACCCGAGUAUUUGAAGAUUCGCGAAUGGCUGCCAAAAAUAAUCUUGUCCUUCCAAAAUGUAACAUUCAAGGAAAUUGAUCUGACCUACAUCAAUAAGGCCCUGGUGAUUCUCGAUCCCAUAUUUGCAAAUGAACGAGACUAUCCGCUCGCUCGGGGCGGCUUUUUGAAAAUAAGCAGACUGCUGAAGAUGGUGAAGGAAUAUGUCAACAACGGCGGACUCAAACCCACCGCGGACGAUUUCUUCACUGUGAUAGAUAGGAUGCGCGGGGCGAUAUCGAUCUUCUCCUCGAAUCCGGAUAAUUAUGAAAAUAUAACGCAAAUAUUGGACCUAUCUUUCCUGAUCCUGCAGGAUGGUAUGAAGCUCACUAACAAAUUGUUGGAUCGCCACGCGAACGAUUUUGAAUUAGCCGCUGAAGUUUUCGACGGACUCAGAGACUUCUUUUCCGAUAACAUAGUAAAUUCAGUUACAUAUAUUGUGUCAAUAAUUGAUAAUAUCGUGCAAAUGACUCAUCACGUUGCUAUCCUUCACGAAGAAACUUUACGAAGAUUAUACGAGAUCUCGAAAAAGCAUCAGAUUUUGGUCGAAAAGAUGCUGACAAAUCUCCAACCAACUGUAUAUAGGACGAUAAUGCGAUCCUUCUCCCGAUUAGACUUUGUAGAGCGUUUCGUAGAGAAUUUGCAAGAAACAAAAGUCGAUGAAUUGUUUUGCCAAGAAGAGACAAUGAGAGAGAUAUUCGAAAAUUACGUUGAGUUUCAAGACAAAGCCAACGAAAUAAACGAAUUAUUCUGCAGCAGUGACGGAAAGAAUUUCAUUACUGAUGUCUACAACAGUUUCGAGUUGGACAAGUUUGGGAGGAUCAUGUCGAAUACUUUAUCGACCAUGGUCACCAUGGCAUUCAAACAAGUAGUCAGGAUCGACAAGUCAAACUUAACAUCCGUAGUGAGAAAUGUCAAAGGAUUCGUGGCCUAUUUGGACGCGCGUAAAGUGACAUACUUAAAUUGGACCAUUUUUCAUAUUAACGACGAAUGGAAAAACACUUUCAAUGAAAUGCAACUUCAAGGAAGAUUAGAUAUCUUGGGAAUUCACUUGAGCAUAGCGAGGAUGCUGGGUCUUCGCAGUUUAUCGUACACGUCCAUCAAACCAGAUUUAGAAAAUAUGGAUCUGCUAGUCGACAUAAUUUUACAAAAUUUACGAAUCAAUCCUACCAACUGGAUCGAGAAGGUACGCCGGCACGAAACUGAGUUAAUCGAAUCGUUCUACCUCACCGUCACGGAUAAAAACAAGACGUUGCAGCUCCUCGAGUAUUCUAAUUUCACGCAAACGUACUGCAUGGAUCCGAAUCCGCCGGAUUUGCUGAAUUUUCCUAAGGAAUCGAACGGCACGGUUCUGAAGGAACUGACAUGCUAUCUAUCCAAAACUGUACAAAGGGAUCUGGAAUUGAACGUGACCAAAAUCAGUAUCGAGACAACCGCCAACCAGAGGGAAUUUAAUUGGACCGCCUUCAACGAGAAGACAAUUGAGAUUUACCAAUAUGUCGAUACUCUAGUGCACCGGGAGGAUGAGAAUUACAAUUGGAAGAAACUGGAGAAAUUGAGGCAGAACUUUAAGACUUCGUGGACGACGGACGUAACGGCGAAGGACGCGUGGGAGAUCAGCGUAGGUUUAAUCUGCAAGGUCUUUGAUUUGAUGGAGAGCCCGGUGUUCGGAAUCCAAGUCAAGAGAAAUUGGAAGAUCAUGUACGGUUUUGCGUGGGCGACCUCGGUGAUUUUCGACAAUAUCGAGAAGAUCGUCGAUCAAAUCCAGAAGCGCGAUCACGUGGCGAAGAUCUCUGAUGUUCUGCAGGAGAUGCCGCAGACCGAGUUGCUCGCCGGCACGUUCCUGAGAAAUCUAUCCCCGGCCAUGCUUGAUGUAGUCGACAUGAUAACUCUGCGGCCGGUGGCUCUUAUAUCGGCGCUUGAUGAUUACAAAGAACGUGAGACUAUGUGGCCCUGCGUCUACAACGAAAGCGUUGGCGUUGCAUUAGAAUUGAGAAACGGAACUCGGGAAGUUGUCAGAGAGCUCGAAAAAAUCGCUUGCGAUCCAACUCUUUUUAUCAAAGAGUGGAGAGAGCAGCCAGUGAUAAUGAGGGUUCGAAAAAUUUUUGAGCACGAUGAAACUGUAGUUUUACCACCGUUCAACUGGACCCUGGGUUACACAAAAUUCCGACGAUUAGUAACGAAGCUUGACGAUUUGAUAAACGACGCUAAAGAAGUCGUUCUAGCGGAAGAACCGAAAUUGGAGAAGUAUUUAAAGACAAUCGUGACAGAAUCGGAUGACAUUAUCGAGGAAAGAUUGCCAGCCAUGCAAGACGAUUGGAGAAAUACCUUGAACCAUCUCGAUCUGGAGCUCGACAAAGCCAUCGAUGCUUUCGGCAGCGAUCUUUCUGCAAGUAGGAUUUGGAAACCAUCGGUCAGUGUUACCGAUCGCAUUCUUAUUGCUUUAAAAUUUAUAUCCAACGUCAUUCACAAAAGUUCACGUAUCGUGACCGAUAUAUUGAACAGCGGAACAGGAAAAAUCAGUUUUUUAUCCUUGAUGGGAUUCGAUAAUGCUUCCCCUAUCACUAUUUUCUACAAUCAUUUACCUUAUAUACUGUCGACGCUGGUGAACGGGCUAUCCGAUCCUAUGGUAGACGAUCGCAUUGUCACAACAUUGAAAAAUAACACCCCAGUCACGUGUUCGAUGUUGUUUGAAUGGCUGUCGGAUUUUAAAGUCGGUCUGAGCGAAGAGGAGUACAGGACCUUAAAAAAUUUUACUUGCGACCGCGAUCCCGACAACUUCAACGCUUACACGGAUCUUUAUAUGGCGGAAUUAAUGAUCUGGAAUAAACCCACCAGCAAGUAUCGUUCUUUUGUAGCUUCGACAAUUGGCGAUGUGUACGAUGUGCUAGAGGCUAUCUCUCUCACGAUAAAACAUAACGUGACUAUCGAGCCGCCCUUUUCGAAAAAAUAUUCGGAGCAUGUGCUCCAAAUGCUGAAAGAGAGUAUUGAGGUCACAAGCGAAGAGAGCACUUUCCACAGGGAAUUGAGGGUAGGUCAAGGAUGGUCGAAUUACAGAUUGCUGAUAGAGAGCAUAUCGCAGGCUCUGAUUCAUAUUGGCAACGCGUUGAAGAAUGCCCAGGUACAUGACUACAAAUUGGAAACUUGGCAAUUGAUGGAAAAAGGCGAAAUGCGUCAACUGCUGAAGAUUCUGGAAGCUCAUCCGGAAGAAACUAUCGCGUUAUUUGCCAUUCUCAGUACAGUUGACGAUAUAACCGGCAACUUUAUGCCUCACGAGGAUGUUAGGAAGAUUAUGUGCACUCAGCAUUUCAAUUCCAAUUAUUGGUCCACGGCAAAAAGAAUGCAUUUCUUGGAGGAAAUCUGCUCGUUCGACCCCUAUCAGCUGCUGAAGGCUAUCACGAACGAGGAAUUCUAUGAGGUUGUUACCGGUCAGAGAAAAGCUUUUUCGAGUUCAACUUCGCUAACUAUGACAGUAACAAGAUUGUUGGAUAUUGUCUCGAAUUUUACCGCCACGUCGCCAGGGGUGAGUCUCAGAUCGAACAUCUUCAACGUUACGACGUGGAAGAAUCUGUCCUACGAAACCUGGGCCCUGAUCCUGAAAGCUGAAAAAACCUGGAUCCACACGUACCGAAACCCUGCGUGGUAUAGAUUCCACAUGGCGUCGCACGACGAUACAGAUUAUCUUGUCGGAUCGAGGAGGCUGUUUCAGCUUCUAGAAUCCGUGGUCGAUCUCGCGUCCGGCGGAGAUAUCUGGCAAAAGCUGCGCGUCAUGUACGAAACUUCGAAACUCAAGCCGUUGCUAACACUCGCGGAGGAUAUGCCUAAUCUUCUUAUCACCGCCGCCGAUACCUUCGUCUCGUCCGAGAGACUGGACGACUUCAUACAGAAGCUACUCCUCGGUCAAGUGCAUCCCUGCAACAUCGAUCGAUACUUGAUCCCAUCCAGCUACAUUAGGAAGAGAGGUUUGCUGGCUAGCAUUACGAACUUCUGCCAGAAGAUCGUCAUGAGCGAUGAGCAGUUGACAUGGACAGACUUGUUGCCAUUCAACAAAAAAUACAAUGACUCAAUGCCUGGUAUGCCCGAACCAUCGCAAAGCGUUUAUGAAGAGCAACUGUUGCAAAGUGUGCAUAACUUUCAAGACACUUCAAUUCGCGUUUUGUCAGAAGGCUUCAAGCAGCCGAAAAUUCCUACUUGGUGGACGUCGUUCGAGGAAGGCACUUUGAAAGAGUUCGUCGCUCAAUAUAAGAAAAAGGACUCGAAGACUCUGGCAUAUUCGAUGGUGAAGAAGAUAACAACGAUUUCGAGAAACUUUUUGAUAACUCAAUCGAGUGCCGUAAAUUGCACAUGGUGCGUCACGCUUCCACUGGAGAUUCUAAAUUCUCAACUGAUGCACCAUAGUCUCUACUCGAAAUUACUCUGUCGAAUGACUCGAUUAAACAUAUCGGAGGUGCAUAACAUAUUGAUCAACGAUUUCAACUGGAAUAAAACAGGCAACAUGGUCAAAGAUUAUAAAUAUCUAAAUAAGAAGAAGACGCUAGACGAGUUCUUAAAUACGCUCGAAAUUACUUUGCAUUACGUCGCCGACAUCAUAAUCGAUUUCCAAAAUGAGACGUACAGUACUAAAGUAAACAAGUGCUAUAACAAAUUUAUCGGCGGCCCUACGUAUUCCAGACCAGGAUUGUAUAUUACGUUCCUUCUGAGUAUACUGGACAUGAUGGAGAAGAACGUUUACAUCUUAGACUCUGCGUCUAUUCACGAGGGCAUCAACAAUUUAACCAGAUUAGCUGAGAAACACGUGCCGAUUUGGAUGCCAUUGCGCGACGUGGUGAAGAAGUCCGAUAUCGCCGACAUCGACGCCGCGCUACCGAAUGCCACUAUCAACGUGAACGCGUUCCUAAGCGAUGUGAAUAGGACGAGCUUGUGCAGGACGAAAAUCGAAUGUCAGAACGAGACGAUUCUGUACAAUUUUCUCAGUUCGAAGAGAGCAGGCAAGGUUUUCCGAUACGAUCCGAAGGCGUCGAAAUAUCCGUCGGUGUCCGACAUUUCGAGACGAUUGGCUCGCAGUCUGGACGUGGAUCUCAUAGGUCGGCAACUGUCCUUCUGGCGCACGGAGGCUUCCUGGAAUCUCUUCUGGCUCAAGGAGAUCCUGAGUCAUGUGUCCGUAAUUCUCGGAGAGAGCGGAAAUCUGCUGGACGUUGCUAGUAAAAUAGAUCUUGAGGACGUCACCAGCAUUCUUGGAGUUCCCGAUCUUGCCGAGGGCAUCGUCAACAUAUUGAAAGAUAAAACAGUCGACAAAUUAUUCGACGGGAUGAAGGAGCUCCUCGAGGAUGUCGAGCCGUUCAUAAGCGAUCGCGAAAUAGUCGACGAUUUGCACACAAUAAUCACGACACUGGAAUCGAUGGAGAUUUUCAAAAACCUAGGACUACUGGAUAUGAAAUACGUCGUCAGAGAUAUGUUCGACAAUUGGGAUUUCGUGCAAACGUAUUUGGUCGACAAAACUGACAUUACCAACGAGAUCGCUCUUACUUUGGGCCAAGCCAAGAUAGACAUGAUAUCAGUUUUCAUGCAAGAACGCGGCAUCGUUAGUUUGAAAGAUACCAUUUGCUCACCAGAAAAGCUCGGCGAUAUGUUGCACUUCGACAAUACUCUCGUAACUGCCGAGGAAGUUAGCUUCACGCUCUGCCAAUUGGAGGACUCCCAGACGCAAGAUAUCGCUAUCACGUUGAUGAAGAACUUAAAUUUCGAUUAUAUUUUCAAAAACUUAAUGAGCGCUAACGUGAAAAGUAUAUUGGCCAAUGCAAAUCUAACUGAGACUGAAGGGAAAAUUAUAUUGGACAAUCUUGGCGUUGCUGCAGAACUAUUUCCAUUCUUCAAAGACAAGCUGUCGGCAACCUUUUCUUCUUUCACAAAUGAAACGGAAAGUAAUGCGGAAGAAACGGACGAAGCGCUAGCUAAUUCGCAAUUUUUGAAGGAUUCUAGCAAACUGCUCUGUGGUAAAGCAUUGAUUCAAGACGGACAGGGACAAGUGUACAGAAUUAUCACUAGCUUAAAGGACAGUAAUAAAGCGUCUGAUGAGAGGGAACUUGAGUCUUUGCCAGAGACUUGUAGAGAAACGUAUAAAACUGUGCUUGCUAUACCUGGCGGGAAGAUCGUCUGGUCGUACGUCAAGCCUCUGUUACGCGGGCACAUUCUUUACGCGCCCAACACUACUGUGAUCUCUGAAGUCAUGGCGUUGACGAACGACACCUUCGUGCAGAUGGAACGCUUCGGUGUGCUGGUGAAUAGUAUCGAGAAGAGCCUCAAGGCUCUAGCCAAUCUUACAGAGAUGGGCGACUCUUUAAAGGAAUUACAGAAUAUAAUGUCCUCCGACGUCAUGAAAGUUGCAAUCAAGUCAAUGGGAGGUGGCAAUUUUGAAGGUGACCUUUCCGAGCUAAAUCUCAGCGAGAUCGCAUGGCGGUUGAAAAACUCGAAGAAACUGAUCUCGAUGAUCGGCAUGCUGAACAGCAUGAUGGGAUGCGUGCUGGUGCACAGAACAACAGGAUUCUCCACGGAGGAGGAAUUGGAAGUAGCAGCUAGCCGCUUGAUCGCCACGAAUGAGUUUCUGGCCGGGGUGAUCUUUUUGAAUGACGCUUCCUCGCAUCCGGCGAAGAGAUCCCUGGAUCAUGAAUUACCGGACGAUAUCACCUAUAAGAUCCGCAUGGACGUGGACUACGUCCCGUCAACCACGCGAAUGAAGACUCAAUUCUGGCUUCCCGGACCGGAAAGCAGCUUCAUCGAGCAUCUCAGGUACCUCCGAGGUUUUAUUCAACUUCAGGACUCCGUCGAUCGCGCGAUCAUGAAGGUGAAAACCCGAAGAUACGAUCUCAACUGGAGGACAGUCACGCAACAGAUGCCGUAUCCGUGUUGGAAAGACAUACCGUUUCAAACAACGCUUUACGAGUCUCAAGGUUUGCAAGUAUGCUUCUUCUUCGCAUUAAUGAUGUGCGUUGGAUCGGCAGUCAGGCAUAUCGUUUGGGAAAGAGAAUCACAAAAUUCUAUGGUAAUGAGCGUAAUGGGAUUGAAACCAUGGCGUAACACCCUGGCUUGGUUCAUCACGUCUUACGCGGAGCUGGCGAUCGUGAUGAUUUCCAUCUCUAUAAUUUUAUUAGCUGGAAAAAUCAUUCCACGAUCGGAUCCUGUCGUGGUGCUUCUUUUAUUUUUCGAUUACAUCUUCUCCAUAGUGACCUUCUGCUACAUGAUUUCGACGAUGUUCAGCUCCGCCAGUCUCUCCGCUGUUACCACUGUCGUCAUGUUCCUAUUAACUUACAUGCCAUACGUCAUCGUUAUCGCCAUGGAGGCCGUAUUCGGAUUCGGAAUCAAACUUUUAAUCUGCUUGAGCAUGUCAACCAGCUUCUGUUACGGAUGCCUGUUCAUGGUGCGAAAGGAAGUUCAAGGCGUCGGUCUCUCUUGGGCAAAUAUGUGGGAGGAAUCGAACCCUGGUGAUCCGAUGACUCUGGGAUUGCUGUUGAUGAUAAUCGCUUUCGAUGGAUGUCUUUAUGCCGCGAUCGGUUACCUCAUCGCUAGAUACACCGAUUCAGGUAGAGGUUUUCACAGUUUGAGGUCCCGUAGUUUAUGGUGGGCCGACACACGCUCUCUCUAUGGCAGACCAAGCUACCUUGCCUUCGUCAACAACCUCUAUUUCACUAACGACGUUCUUCAUCCCUCAGCCUCUUACGAAGAGGACGAGAGCGAUCUGAGUAACUUGACGGUCACAGAGAAGCAAAUCGGCGUGAAAUUCGAAGGCGUCAGGAAAGUCUAUCAUACCGAACGAGGUGACGUCGUCGCCGUGGAUGACUUCACUUUGAAGCUAUGCGAAGGUGAAGUGACAAGUCUGCUUGGGAGAAAUGGCGCAGGGAAGACUACUAUUAUCAAGAUGUUAACCGGGAUGGUGGCACCGACCAACGGCGAAAUUUGCUUAAACGGCGAGGAGGGUUGCAAGCCCGAUAUAGGUGUGUGUCCUCAGGAUAACGUACUCAUCGGAAGUCUGACGCCAAGGGAGCACAUGGUCUUUUAUUGGAAGCUUAAGAGACCUAAUGAUGAUAAUAACAAUAUGCAGAGGAACGUUAACGAAAUGCUGGCCUCCCUUGAACUCGGGCGUCAGGAACACGAGCCUGUAUCGCGUUUGUCAGGCGGUACACGACGCAGGCUUUGCGUAGCCUUGGCCUUCCUCGGCUCACCGCGUUUGGUGAUCCUGGACGAGCCCGGCGCCGGUGUGGAUCCUGCGGCCCGACGACGCAUCUGGCGGCUGAUCGAUCAACACAGAAUCGGUCGAACCGUUCUCCUCUCGACUCACCAUCUGGACGAGGCCGACAUGCUGAGCGAUACGGUUGUAGUGAUGCACAAAGGAAAGAUCCUGUGCACCGGUUCGCCACUAUCCUUGAAAAUGACACAUGGCAGGGGAUACAGACUGAAUGUGGCUUUCCCGUCCGAGCAUUACGCCAACGGGGAGGCCGGAAUAGGAGGAAUAGCAGAAACAGUUGACAAAAAGAACCUGAAGGCUCUUCGUACCGUGGUCGAGGAAAUUAUGCCGAACACCGUGAUAAACGAGAUUUCCGAGUCAGAGGUCAUCAUCGCGUUGCCUUUCCAGGGGAAAAACGGCAUUAACAAUGACAUCGCGCAAGUGGCUAAGGUGCUGGAAGACAACCGUAAGCUCUUGGGAUUCUCGCACUUCUCAUUGGAGUGUGACACUCUGGAAAGAGUUUUCUUGGAUCUUUGCGCGCGAGCAGACAAUGGAUCGAGCGUUAUCGGAGCGAGUCAAGAUAGCAUUGUUAAUGUGGAGCACGUCGAAACUCCCACGUUAGAUGACAACACUGAUUUAAUUACCGACAUGAUAUUGAGGCCCUCGCCAGUUCGACAGAUGAAAGCCAUGAUAAAAAAAAGACUAUGGCAUUUCGCGAGAGACUGGAGGGCGCCGUUGGCCGCGCUCAUUUUACCAACCAUGUUCGUCGCAGUCGCUAUGGGAUUUUCUCUGAUACGGCCACCGUCCGAGAACGAGCCGCCUCUGACUUUAACCCCCAAACUUUAUGACACUCAUCCGACUUACUUUUACAGUAUCGACGGUAAUGACCCGUUUCUACAACAUGUGUCUAUGCAGCUGCACGAUCGCUUCGGGGAUGAUUAUGCUGGCGCAUGGCAAACCUUACCUAAUGACACCGGAACCUGCGAAUGUGUAGACGGCCAACAAACUUGCCAUGGACUUUCUAAAGCUGUUGAGGGUCUUCUUCAAACCUUACCUGGUCGACCUACUCUGGAUUGGAUAGUCUCGACGCAUCAGGAAUAUAUAGAAAGACGAUACGGCGGUUGGUCUCUGUCGCACACCAAGGAGGAUCCUCUUUUUAUCGUUUGGUACAAUAACAAGGGCCACCAUUCCAUGCCGUCGUAUCUGAACGCUCUCAACGAGGCAAUCCUGCGAGCAUCCGGGGUGCAAGGACACUUAACCACGCUCAAUCACCCCUUAAAGCUAUCGAGCGAUCAGCUGAAUCGAAUGACAAUCUUGCAGCAUGUGGCGGACGUCGGCGUGGCAUUGGUACUUCUGAUAGCUUUCAGUUUGGUUGGAGCUCAGGGAACGAAAGAGAUAGUGAGAGAACGAUUGACAGAGGAGAAGAGAAUACUCUAUCUGGCCGGAGUUCAUCCUGUUACGUAUUGGGCGACAAUUUUAAUAUGCGAUUUCCUAAUAUACAGUUGCGCUGUUUGCCUAGCAGUUAUCGUUUUCGAGAUCUUCGGUUUGUCAGCUUACGUUGCGAAGGAUAACCUAGCUGGUGUCUGCCUUCUGUUAAUUCUGUUCGCGUGGGCGGCGUUACCGUUUUCGCAUCUAGCGGAAAAAGCGUUCGACGACUCGAGCCUGUCCAACAUGGUGCUCUUCUGCGUGAAUACUUUCAUAGGCGUGAUCUGCCUAACGAUCAUUUUAGUCAUUGACAUUCUCGGCAAAAGUAAAACGGCCGAACACGUGAGGGACGUCCUGCAUCGUGUUCUAAUGAUCUUUCCGCAAUACGCUUUUGGCGACGGGUUAGUCGAGAUCACGAGGAACGACAUCACCGCCGAAUUGUUACAGAGAUUUCACAUGGACACUUAUAAAUCUCCGCUCGGCUGGGACCUUCUCGGCUAUCAUUUCGUCUUCCUGUUUGUAGUCGGCGCCGUUCUGUUCGCGCUGAAUCUGUUAAUCGAGUGUCGAAUCCUGCCCAAUCUGAGCAGGCAGAAGAUCGAUUACGAGACAAUGCAGGAAGACGAGGACGUUGCCAGGGAGAGACUGAGAGUCGAGACUGGGAUGGUCGACGACACCCUGAAGACCAUGAAACUGCGGAAGGAAUACCGAAGCGUGUACGGGACAAAUGUCGCUGUGCAAAAUUUAAGCUUCGGCGUACAGGCCGGGAAGUGUUUCGGUCUCCUGGGGGUGAACGGGGCGGGAAAAAGCACGACGUUCAAGAUGCUGACAACGGAAAUCAUUCCUACGGCCGGGAAGAUUAUUCUAAAGGGGGAGGAGAUUGGUGCGAAACCCUUGUGCAACGGCGAAGUUGGCUACUGUCCUCAGAGCGACGCCCUGGACGGAUUCCUCACGCCCCACCAAUGUUUAACGAUUCACGGUGAAGUUUGCGGAUUGAGCAACGUUCCUAAGGCGGUGGAGACAACGCUGAAGAGGUUCGAUCUGCUCAAGUACGCUCAUCGAAGAGUCUCCGGUCUUAGCGGCGGUAACAAAAGGAAAUUGUGUGCUGCAAUAAGCGUUAUGGCUCCCGCCGCGGUAAUCCUCAUGGACGAACCCACGAGCGGAAUGGAUCCUGCCACGAAGAAUCUCGUGGCCAGAGCUAUAAAACAGGUGACGAGGAGUCAAGGAUGCGUCAUACUAACGUCGCACAGCGUCGCCGAAUGCGAAAACCUUUGCACGAGGGUAGGCAUCCUCGCUCGAGCUGGUCUCAGGUGUAUAGGAACGCCGCAGCAUUUGAAGCACAAAUUCGGCGAAGGAUACGUUGCCUUCAUGAGAUUCGGCCAGCCGGUUUCCCGCGCGGAUCUUAGGAAGGUUAUCCUGAAAUAUCUGCCACAGGCGAUGAUCUCUUCGAGGCAGGCAACGGCUGCUCGGCUCUUGCUACCGCGUAGCCAGGACAUGGCGCUCAGCACGAGCUUCAGCAUGCUCAAGCUCCUGGCGGAGGAGCUUAAGGCCACGGACUAUACGCUCACACAGAGCUCGUUGGAUCAGGUUCUGGUGACUUUCUCGGAGGAGCUCGACGACGAGGUCGCCGACGUGACUGUCUUCGGCCAGGGCAGCGGGAACAGCGUGCCCAAUAUGUACUCCAGCAUGGAUACCAUCCACAUGGACACGUUUUGAAUGUGUGUCAUUUAAUUAGGUUUAAGCUCCAAAGGCCCCUCCGCUUUAACUAAACGCGCGGAAUUAACUGAAGUUUUACGUUUUCAUUCGGUAAAGCCC